CAAUUCUUAAGAAACGCAAUGGGUUACACUUACAUUAUUUUUUAGUCGUAUGAUGCCAUCAUGUGUGAAACCAAAUGGAAACGAAACAAAUCGAAUCAGAACAGAGAACGUCAAAAUGAAAUCUCUGAUCAGAAAAUAAAUGUAGGGAAAAGAAAAAAUUUGUUGUUUAAAAAAGUCAAAAACAACAAAUCGGUGAAGACGAGCAGACCAGACCGUCUCGCUUGUAAGGAAACGCGUAUCGUAGUUUGUGGAUAGUUUUUACCAUUUAAUACUUACAAUUAUUAACUAAAAAGAAAAAAUAUGUGUUUAAAAAUUCGCAAGAAGUAAUGCAUUAAGAAAAUUAGCGAAAUCGCGCGCGUGUGUGUGUAGUGCGCGAGUGCAAGUGUACGCAAAAAAUACAUACAGCAAAUUUAUUGGAGUUUACGGUGCAUCAACGAAUUGUGCUGAAGUGUUGAUUCUGUAGCAGAAAAAAUUGCCUACCCAAUAAAAAGUGUAUGCAUUUCAAAGUAAUUUUUAUAUAAAAUAGUGUUUGCAUUUUGCAUAUUACUAUAUGCAUGUAAAUCUCACCAAUUGGGAGCGGUGCAAGUGAAUAGAGAAAAACAAACAAAAAAAUCCAUGAAAAAAGGGAAGGUUAAUACAAACCAAUCAAAAAGCAGCAUCAGCAUUGGCGAAAAAAACUUUGGUUGCUAGUUUCUCUUUGAAAUAUCUUGUUGAAAAAUUACUGAUUGGAUUUACAUACUUACAUAUAUCAAGUAGGCAGCGGUGUUGUUGGUGAUUCAGUGAAUAAGAAUCUGCAUCACCUGUUAUAAACGACUGAUGAUUACGGCAGCUUUAGAAGUGGUUCGCUCUUCAUUAAAUCGAUGAAAUUGUCAACUGCCAUAACAGUAAAGCUGCUUAAUGUCCCAAAUGGCAUUAUUUCAUAUCAGUGAAUUAUAAUUCGUCAUCGUUAAGGCUCGCAUAACAGAAAGUCAGCAAAACGGCGGUGGACGUACAGCAGCUGCUCACUUUGUUGUACUUGUUGUGGCACAACUUGAGCCCAGCAACUCGUGUCAAAGGCCUAGAACGGCAACGACAGCAGCAACUCGAUUGCGCCAGCGUCACUUACGCAGCAACUGCUUCUGUAGCAGCAACGCCAUCAUUGUCAUCAUCAUCAUCAAAACUAACAACGACGACAACAACAACAUUUGUAAUCUGCAAAUACGCUAAUCAUCAUUAUAAUCCGGUAAAGCGUAAAGAAGCCAUUAGCCAAACUUAAGUGGUUGUCACGACAGGCGCACACACUUCCAUACAUUCACAAAUACACAUUCACUUUCGCCACCGUUGGGGGCAGUCGUGGCAAAGCGCGGCAUUUGUAGCAAUAAUUCGCUUCCGCAUAUUUGCCUCUUCACCUUUUCGCUUUUCACCGACAACGUUGUCAAACGGUAAGCAACAGAGUGGCGGCGGCAAUGACCCUAACCACUGCUACACAAUCGGAGAGUAGCAAAAAAAUGGAUGCCAAGUGUGCGACUGAGGAGAAUUUGCCAUCUUCAGAAAUGGAUCUACUGGCCAAAUUGGAGGCCGCUAACAAGCUGAUCGAGAGCGACGCGAAAAGUUUGAACUCGUUGCAUUCGACGCAUAGCCGUAAGAAUUCCGACACCAGUCAAAUAAGUCUGAAUUCAAGUAAGUCUGGCAACUCGAAUGCUGAGGAAGACAUUUGGACGCAAUGGGCGACUAUAUUGAGCGAUUGGGAGGGUGCGCUGAAGCGUAAAAAUCCAUGUGUACGCGAUCUGGUGCGUCGCGGCAUACCGCAUCACUUUCGUGCUAUUGUGUGGCAACAACUAUGUGGCGCCUCUGAUACGGACAAAAAACAAUAUGCUGACUACAUUAAGGCCACCUCGGCCUGCGAGAAGGUCAUCCGGCGUGAUAUUGCACGCACCUACCCAGAGGUGGAUUUUUUCAAAGAAAAGGAUGGUCCUGGUCAAGAGGCGCUUUUUAACGUGAUUAAAGCAUAUUCGUUGCACGAUCGUGAAGUGGGCUACUGCCAGGGUUCCGGUUUCAUUGUGGGAUUGCUGUUGAUGCAGAUGCCCGAGGAGGAAGCAUUCGCUGUGCUCGUACAAAUCAUGCAACAGCACCGCAUGCGCGACAUGUUCAAACCAUCCAUGUCGGAAUUGGGUCUGUGCAUGUAUCAACUUGAGAGUUUGGUGCAAGAGCAAAUACCCGAGAUGCACAUACACUUCCAACAGCAAGGUUUCCAAACAACUAUGUACGCUUCCAGCUGGUUCCUUACACUUUACACCACUACACUCAAUCUAAAUUUAAGUUGCCGUAUAAUGGAUGUAUUCCUUAGCGAAGGCAUGGAGUUUAUAUUCAAAGUGGCGCUAGCGUUACUUCUGCUGGGCAAAGAGACGCUAUUGUGCUUGGACAUGGAGGCGAUGCUAAAGUUCUUCCAAAAAGAGCUGCCCGGUCGCGUCGAAGCCGAUCCUGAGGCAUUUUUCAAUUUAGCCUACUCCAUUAAAAUCAACACGAAACGCAUGAAGAAAAUGGAAAAGGAAUAUCAAGACUUGAAGAAGAAGGAACAAGAGGAAAUGGUGGAGUUGCGUCGUUUACGACGUGAGAAUCGUUUAUUGAAACAGCGCAACGAGUUAUUAGAGGCAGAAAGUGCCGAAUUGGCCGAUCGUCUGGUGCGCGGGCAGGUCUCACGCGCCGAAGAGGAGGAAACUAGUUAUGCAAUUCAAACAGAGCUGAUGCAGCUGCGUCGCUCAUAUCUCGAAGUGUCACAUCAGCUGGAAAAUGCCAAUGAGGAAGUGCGUGGUUUAAGUUUACGUUUGCAGGAAAAUAAUGUAUCCAUCGAUAGUGUAAGUAAUACGCAGCCGCCGGUGAAGGAAAUAAAGAACAAUUCACGUCAAUCAUCCAUCGAUGAGUUGUGCAUGAAGGAAGAGGCACUUAAACAACGCGAUGAGAUGGUCUCAUGCCUGCUCGAAGAGUUGGUGAAAGUACGUCAAAGUUUAGCCGAAAGUGAAGAUCAAAUACGUAAUCUCAAGUCGAAAAUCGAGGAGCUCGAAGAGGAUAAAAAGACACUACGUGAAACUACGCCCGACAAUUCGGUUGCACAUUUGCAAGACGAACUUAUCGCCAGUAAAUUGCGUGAAGCCGAGGCUAGUCUCUCACUAAAGGAUCUCAAACAACGCGUGCAAGAGUUAAGCACACAGUGGCAACGCCAAUUACAGGAAAACCGAAACGAUCACAGCCAACAGCCGGUCGAUUCGACACCUAAAAAAUUACUCACGAAUUUCUUCGACACUUCCAAGUCGAAUGAGCAUACGCAACGCUUGGAGGAAGAGUUGAUGACAACACGUAUACGUGAAAUGGAAACGCUCACCGAGCUGAAGGAGUUGCGCUUGAAGGUUAUGGAACUCGAAACACAAGUGCAAGUAUCAACAAACCAGCUGCGUCGUCAGGAUGAAGAGAAUAAGAAAUUGCGCGAACAACUUGAACAGGCCGUAAAUCGGGAGAAAGAAAUGGCCAACAAAGCGCGCGAGCAACAACACAGAUAUUCCGACUUGGAGUCUCGCAUGAAGGAUGAGUUGAUGAAUGUUAAGAUCAAAUUUACCGAACAAAGUCAGACUGUUGCUGAACUGAAGCAAGAAAUAUCGCGGUUGGAAACAAAGAAUUCCGAAAUCCUAGCUGAAGGUGAACUGCGUUCCAAUUUGGAUGAAUCAGACAAGGUGCGUGAUCUACAGGAUCGUCUGGCUGAUCUUAAAGCAGAGUUAACCGCCAUUCGAAGUCGUGGCAAAUAUCCAAUUAAUAAACUGCGCAGCUCCUCGAUACAAUCGAUCGAAUCCAACGAGAUCGACUUCAACGAAUUGAAUAUGCGGCGUGAGAGCGCCGAAUUGUCAACCACAUAAUACAUAAUGCGGCUGCGGAGAGAGGAGUUAGCACACAAAUUUAGAGACACCAUUGCACGGUUGUCCCGCUGAUAUUCUAUUUUCCAUAUGGAUAUUAUGUAGACAGUUUUUGCGAGAAUAUUUAUAACAAAUAAGAAAAAAAAAACCACACACACACACACAUACUCCAAAUUAAUAUAAGAUUCAACAAAACUGCUAUAUUGUAUUACGCAAGUAGGAAAUUCCAAAUAACCAAUUAACUUAAAUUAAAAUAAAUUAUAGUAUUUAAUUUCUAAUUAUGCAUUUAGAUGUAAGUAAGUUUAUACAUGUGUAUAUUAUGCUUUUGCAGCGAUUGUGUCGCGACACCUAUUAUUAUUAUUAUUUUUAAUUAUUAUUAUUAAUUAAUUAUCAAUUAUUUUUAUUUGAAAAUAUUCUAAAUAAUUUGCUUGCUGCUUGCAUGUCAACAUACAAAUAAUAUAGUAUGUAAUAUGCAUUAAUAAUUUAUUAGCAAUUUGUUAUAGCGUCUAUACCAAUUGAUGAUUAUUGUAUUAUUAUUACUAUUAAUAUAUUUAAUUGUUGUAAUUUAAAAGAGCAAAAUAUAUAAAUAAGUGUAUUGUUCUGUAAUACGCUAGUGCUGAAGAUUAAAUGUUUUAACUGCGCGCUUAAAAGUAUGCAAAAAUUAUUUUUAUUUUAACAUUUUUUUGAGGUUAUAAAUCUAAAGACAUUUUCUAGCAUAUAUUGCUAAAUUAAAAAAAAAAACAAAAAAAAAAAACUUUUUUUUAACCCAGCACAUGCAUACAUCAAAUUUGCAAUAAAAACAUAAAAGUGAGUUUAUUUUGUAUUUGUAUUUAUAUUUAUGUGUAACUGAUAUACAAGUUAUAAGUGACGCGAAUGAAAAAUUCUGAAAAGUAACAAAAAAUAUAAAUCACCUAUUACCGAUUAACUGAGGUGUAAUAAAAAAAUUGUAGUUAAAAGGAAUUUCGCAAACUGAAUUGAAGCGAAAGAAAAACGAUUUGUCUCAAACUGAACAUGUUUUUAUACAAACAUUUAUGACUUUUACAUAAAUACAUACAAACAUACAUAUGUAGCGUUAGUUUAUACAGAUAUGCAUUAUGUAUUAUUACAACAAAUUAUGGCAAUGAAAAUCAGUAUGUGAAAACUAGAACAACAACUAUGAUCCCAACAUAAACUUUAAUGGCAACAUAAAAUUUAAUGGCAUAAACGAGUAGAAAUGUCGAUAGCGAAUAGCGAAUAGCGAAUUUUUGACACACACAGGCAUUAACUUAUAUUACAUAAAGUAACCAACAUACAUAUUUUUAGAGGGUAUUUGCUGUUGCGUGAGAAAGUGUAUUGAAAAUAGUGAUUGAAAUAUCAGAAAAAUUGAGAGUACUAAAUUCAAAUAACUCGAAUAAGAAAAGUGAAGCUAAAAUUUAUAUUUUUUUGGCAUGAUAGGCGUGUAUUUGUUUCCUUUAGAGUCUGAAUAUUAAAUUUUUUUAAAUUUUUUUGCGAUGAAAAGUGAUUUAACUAUAAAAUGUAAAUUAUUAAUAUUACUUUUUUCACAAAUAAAUUAAAAUUAAUUUUUUUUUCAUUUUAGAAAUUGUUAUACUCCAGAAAGGGUAUAGUAAGUUUGCCACGAUGUUUCCAAGAGCUAGAAGAAAACGUCGAAGACCUUAUAACGUAUACCAUAUAUAUAAACACAAUUUUUGAGAUAUUGAACUGAUAUUUUGGCACUUUUUUUGUUCGCCAAAAACUGCUCAUUUGUUGAACCGCCGAUAUCACACCACUAUAGCAUAUAGCUGCCAAACAAUCUAAUCUUUUAAAAUAAACUCCUUGUAUGGACAACUUUUCUAUUUGACAAGAUAUCUUCACGAAAUUCGGCAUGUGAUAUUUUCCAAAGCAACGGCGUAGUUUGCGAAGAAAUUAAAUUAUCGAUUAAAAUCAAGAUAUAGAUCAUUGUAUACGCUUUUAUGCUAUAAGAAAUGCAACCGUAAAGGGUGUUCUACUUCGGUGCAGCCAAAGAGAACAUUUUUCCUAUUUUUUUUAAUUUUUGCAAAAAAUUAAUCUAAUUAAGCUCUCCACACUCUCACUAACUUUGAAAAAUUGACGCACAUUUCGAUACACAACUCAAUGCAGUGAAUACCUCCAUUAAAAUUUUAAUAUAUUAGUGUUCCAUAUAAACAUAUACAAACAGACAUAAAUAUUUAAAUACAUAUUACAGGUAUUUUCUGAAACAAUGUGGCCAAAAUUAAGCAAAAUAAAAAUAAAUAAGGCAAUUAUACUCAUGGUCAAAGUGCUGCGAGAGUAUAAAAAGUUGGUAAAAGACUCGAAAUGAUGAACAUAUUAAAAGUUUAAGCACAAAAAGGCACACAACUGUCAAUAUAUAAUUACAUAAACAUAAAUAUAAAAGGCUAUCUGAGAAUAAUUCGAUUUUUUUUUUGUUAAAAAUGCAUGCAAAUGAUAUUAAUUAGAAUUUUAAAAAAACACAUUAAUAAGUUUCUUUGAAAUAAAGCAAAAACUAACCUAAAAGUUUUGAAAUGUUUGGCGUGAUAGUAACAACUCUUGGUUUAAUCAAAAUCGAUUACAUUCACAGCACUAAAUGUAGAAAGUUGCCCAUUUAAGUUGUGUUUUAUAGUGUUUUUAAAACGCUGCAAGUACAACUACAAAUUGCUAACAAAAAAAUAUAUAAAAAAAACUUUUAUUAAUAAUUUAAUUUUUUUAUACAAAAACUGGUUUAAAUUUUAAGAAUUGAAUUUCUUAUUUUUUGAAAAAAGUUUAAUCGAUGCAGCGAAAGAUUAUUAUUAAUACAUCCAUAUAUUAAGUCGCAGCUACACAAUUUUUUUUAACUGUACGAUUUGAUUUUUAUUAUUACUAUUAUAUUAUUGUUAUUUUUAAAUAUUUUAUUUACUUACAUACAAACACACUUGAUAUAAUGUGCAAUAACAGUCAGUGACAAAAACACAGUUUAACGAAUUUUUAAGUUUCUUGUUGUUUUAAGUAAUUAUUAGAAUUAAUUUUUUUUAUAAACUUGUUGAAGAAAGUAACUGCCGCAGCGCUAAAGUAUUGGAAGGCAUAUAAAAUUCACUAAAAUAAGUGUAAUUAGCAAGUAUUUAUAAUUUUAGCGCAAAAGUAGUAUUUUAAUUAUUUGCGAAUCUAAGCAUAAGAAUUUAACCAAUUUUAACUUAAGCGAAACUCUUGCGAAGAGUGUAAAGCGGCGACGUUAACCGAACGCUUUGGGCGAACGAGGAAGCACAAAUUAUGUUUAAUACAAUUUUAUAAAAAGAAGCUUAUGCAGAAAAAAAACGUAUGUUUGCAUAUGUACUAUAUAUUUUAUGUAUAUACUAAAAUAUUAUUUAGCUAAUUUGUAUAUUUUAAAUUUUGUUUUUGGUUAAAUUAUAAUUUUUUUGUAUUUAAAAUUUUUUCACUUUAUUAUCCUUAACAAUUUUCGAUUUUCAAAUAUUUUAUACUAAUUUUUGUUCAAGCACAGACGUGUAAAACUAGUCGUUUGAGCCGUUAUAUCUACUUGUAAAUCAGAAAUAAACGCGUAUUUUUUUGUGAAGUUUUUUUGAAGAGUAAUUGGGCGAUUCAGUUUGCAAAAUUUUGGAUUCUCUUGUUUCCGUAGCCGAUCCUCAGAAGGACUUUUGAAACUUUCCCAUUGCCACAACAGUCGGGUCUACGUAACCAGAACGGACACGGAUUUUUAUCCGGCUAAGGACUGUCAACUCGGCAGAAUUCUGCCGCUACAACAACAACAGGACUUUUAAAAAUAGAUGUCUGGAGGCGAGUAAGCCUUUUCUGCUUACAAUUAUUUCAAGUCCAAAAACGAAAAAAGAUGCACUAUUACAAGAGAUAAAUGCAGGUAAUGGUCGAAGGACUUUGACUUUUGAUAAAAUUACAGUUUAAAAAAAAGGCACUUUAGAGUUGCUCAGUAAAUCGAAACUAUUAUCAAAAAUCGUAUUACUUCGAUUAAUACCUAGCAAAUAUAUCUAGGAAGGUCGUACGAAAAUUUUAAGUGUAUCGGUCAAACCGUUUUCGGAGAAAUUUUCCUCACUGACUCUGAAAACAGCGUUGCGAGAAAAUCGAUUUUUUGAAAUUUACAAGUCGAUACCUUAAAAGCAAAAAUCUGCCAAAGCCGUUAUUUGGCGAUAUCUUGAAAACGAUUGUCCGAAUUAAAUAUUGACUAAACGACUAAUUUUACAUGGCUUUUACCUGUUGGCAGCAAACUAAUGCUAUAUUACCGUUAAUUUAUAUAACUUUUGAUUUUGAUUUUUGUCUUUUUGUAUAAAAAUAACUCUUUAUUAUUCUAAUUUUCAUUACCUUGCUCAUAAUUGUUUAAGUGUUGUUAUUAUAUUGAUUUGAUUUGAUUUUUAAUUUUCUUAAAUUAUAAUAUCUUUUUAAAAUAUUGUUAUUUAUACUCCAAAAUACGUCCACUCUUGAAUUUUAAUUAUAUUUUAGCCAUAUCUAUAUAUAAUAGCUAUAUAAGAGCAUAAUCUUACUCAGCAAACAUUUGUCUUGUACUUACACUGAUUAAAAAUGUUCACGUAAAACAAAAAAAAAAACAUAAAAACACAGAAAAUUAAAGAAAAAUAACUCAAACAUAUCUCAAUACUUACCACUUAAAAAUUUAAAGAAAAAAAGCGGCAAAUUUAUACAAAAUACAAAUGCAUACAAAAUCUGUGCGAAGAAUUGUCCCAAAACUGUAUUGAAAAAAUUAUUAAACAUUCCUAAUAGCGAUUUAGAAAUCUGAGCAUUUAAAAAAUAUUUAGAAAAUUUCCAAAACGUUUCCAAAUUCAAUUUUAAAAAAUUAUAAAUGUUACUGUAAGAAUCUGAAAAACUGUUAUUUCACGUAUACUGUUGUUGGUAUUGCAUUUGCUUUAUCUUUUAAUUUAAAUUUUAUGAAUUUGAACUUUUCUAUUGGUGUUAAGUAAUUUAUAUAAAUAAUUGGUCGGAAGUUGUCUCAAAGUAAUUGUAUUGGCUUUACUACCGUUAUAAAUGUUCAAUACUAUGCAACACUGAAUAUGCCAAAUUAACUCUCUUGUGACUACCAUUUCUAUAACAAUAAAAUAUCCCACAGUUUUUUUAUAGUGUACAGCUCGCCACACCACUUUGACAUACAGACAGACAUCGCCACUUUACAAGUACUCGAGCACUUUAUAUAAUUAAUAAAUACAUACAUACUUACAUGAAUUAGUAGGAAGAAACUUGUAGAUCGAAACUUAACUUAACUUACCAUAACCGAUGCUGAUUGGUUGUUACGAGUACAUACAAAUAAGUGAAAGCAUAAAUGCUAAGACAUUUUUCCUUAUUGUAAAAUGUUUUUAGCCAACGAUUUUAAACGACAUUAUAUUAACCACUCAUAUAUACUAUUACGAGACACAACUACACACAAACACGAGUGCAUACACGAA
Bactrocera oleae (olive fruit fly) is the source of this 9268-nucleotide messenger RNA. It is a transcript of the gene Evi5, whose product is annotated as ecotropic viral integration site 5. Lineage: Eukaryota; Metazoa; Arthropoda; Insecta; Diptera; Tephritidae. The record is from RefSeq and is a predicted model, not a curated record.